UUUUAUUUCAUGUUGCAGUCGGUUCUUGAAAAAAUUGCUCCAACAUGGAUGAAUGUUUCUUUGAGAAUGAAAGAUGAUACUGAAGCUGACAAGGCUUUUGGAUGGGUUCUAGAAAUGUAUGGCUAUGCAGUAGCAUCUGCUUUGCAUGGUGUAAGGCAUACUCUUCAUAAAGACUUCAUGCUGCAGCCUCCCUGGGACACUGAGGUUGGCAAAAAGUUCAUCAUUCACUAUACGUAUGGUUGUGAUUACAAUAUGAAGGGAGAACUGACAUAUGGAAAGAUUGGAGAGUGGAGAUUUGACAAAAGAUCCUAUCUUCAGGGCCCUCCACCGCGGAACCUUCCUCUUCCUCCUCCAGGGGUUCCUGAAAGUGUGGUGAGACUGGUGAAGAUGGUGAACGAAGCGACAGAAAAUAUUCCUGGGUGGGACACAAACUAAAAAAUAUAUACCCCAACCGGGAGAGAGCGGUUAACUUCACUGCCUGUGUACAAGAUUACUCAUUCCCGCAACUAGGAAUGUUCACACAGUGAGUUUGAACAGAGUACAUUAUUGAAUCCAACAAUGAGGAAAAUAUCAUGAGCAGUCAAAAUCAGUCUGAUUUCUUGCUCUCUUGCUUUGUCUACCCAUGGUAACCAAUCUAAUGCUCAAGAGCGUAUCAAAUAUUCUUUUGUAGAAAUCUGAUCAUUGAUUUUAAGUUCUAUUUCAUUGUAACUUUGAUGAUCACUAACUUACUUUGAAACAAUGUCAUUAUCCCUUACUAAAGUUACUCCGUAAUCUAAUUGUUAUAUUGAACAUUUUGUUUUUUUUUUGUAUUCGAUUAUCAC
This is a messenger RNA of Cuscuta europaea, 821 nucleotides long. The record is from the annotation of a GenBank genome assembly. NCBI's taxonomy places the organism in Eukaryota, Viridiplantae, Streptophyta, Magnoliopsida, Solanales, Convolvulaceae.